Molecule: messenger RNA, 3511 nt
Organism: Phyllostomus discolor (pale spear-nosed bat)
Lineage: Eukaryota; Metazoa; Chordata; Mammalia; Chiroptera; Phyllostomidae
Gene: CEP15
Product: chromosome 7 C3orf14 homolog
Exons: 7
Coding region: 402-788 (128 amino acids)
Source: RefSeq, a predicted model, not a curated record
GCCUCUGCGCAGACUCAAGAGCUUUUCCGGAAGAGAGGUCAGAGUGGGGCGCAGUGCGUGAGGUCCCACAGCAUCAUAGCGCCGGUGGGUGCUUGGCUUUCCCAGGCAGCGCAGGUGCCUGCAUGGCCGAAGGCAGAAUUCGUUGUGGGGUUUGUGUGAAGUGCUGAUGGCAGGCGUAACAGAAAAGAAGUUAUCAUGGACCAACUUUCCAGGAUUUCCUUGACACUGCACUGGAAACUGGAAAGAAGGCAGUGAGGACUGGCCUGUAGGCCGGCACCUUGAACUUUUGCACCCAAUCAGACGAUUUGCCUUCAAGCUCCAAUCCUAAGUUUAGAGCAACCUCUAUGUUGGACUAGGUUCUCCAGCCAAGCAGAAAGCUUCUAAUGCAGCUUUAACUAAAGAUGACUUCCUUGUUCACUCAAGAAAUUCGCCUGUCUAAAAGACAUGAAGAAAUAGUAUCAAAAAGAGUAAAGUCACUUCAACAAAUGAAGAGUAAAUUUAGAGAUAAAAACAAGGAAAAGGCAUCUCAGAUUCAAGCAGCUGAAGCUGCAUUUGAAAGGAACCUCAGUCUUUUAAAGGACAUAGAAAGAGCAGAAAAGUUUCUACAGGCCCGGAUUCAGCCAUUUCCACCACCUGAGGUGGUUUCUCUUGAGACUCUUUACUGGGCAUCAGUAGAAGAAUAUAUUCCCAAAUGGGAGCAGUUUCUUUUAGGAAGAGCACCAUAUCCUAUUGGUGUUGAAAAUCAAAAUGAAGCAGAAAAGGAAGCAGAAGUUAAGGCACAGCAAUAACUUCUUCACAUAUUGUUUUUUAAAAACCUGCUUAGUAAAGCUGGAUAUUAAAGAAUAUGCAAGUUACUGCAGGAAUUUUAGGAAUCUAAUAUAUUCAUGUUGUUCCAUUAACUCCUCAAUGACAAAGACAUGAGAAUCUACUGGCAAGUCUUGGGUUGCCCCUUAGAGACCUACGACUAUUUCAAGGUCAUGCAUUCGCUUUCUAUCAAUCUCCUGCAAGUAUUAAAAACUAACAUUGAAAGGUGGACUGUUUAUUCAAUAAAUUGAUAAAUAUUGUGUGUUGUUUUAAAAAAAUCACUUAGUCAUUUUCAUCUAAACAGUGAAUACCAACUAUUCUGAUUUUUUACUUUGUAGAAUCUUUGCUUUUCAGUUAUUUUAGUAUAAAGGCAAGGCACAGGAUUGAAGUGAUUGUUUGCUCCCUAUUUUAGUUUCUUUUAACAAAUGAAAAGACAGUCACACUUAACUGCUUUAGUAUAAUAAUAUUCUAUCAGAAAAUAGAUUCAGAGAAUUUUGUUCCUUAGAAAUAACUGGUUGUAGGAAACAACCAAAAUAAAGCAUUUGUUAAGUAGCCAGUUUCAGCAAGGCCCUGUCUGGUUCUGAAAAAGGAUACCUAUUAAAGCUGGAGAUGGUUAUUGGAUUUUGACUUGCCAACCCUGUGAGUGCAAAUAACUCCUCUCUUAUCUUUUUAUCUUUAAACUUGCCCUUCCCUCUCCCUUCUGUUUUCAUUAUUUCUGAAGCAACUGUCAAUCAGAAAGCUUUGGGUCAGAACCCUACACAGCCCUGAGAUUCUUCAGUGCACUGCUGCCUGAACAUUCAUAAAAAUUAUACUUUUUGAACUAUGGAGGCAGCUCCUACUGAUAAGAGAGUCUAUGCUACAUUACAAUGAAAGAUUUUAUAUUCCAAACUGGUUUGUGUUUUUUAAAGAAGGUAAUAGGAGAAUUAAAACAAAAUUGAAGUGUUCAUUGUGCUAGGUUUCUUUAAACUAUCAUUUUGGAAAUACCCUGUUGAGUGGGUUCUGGUGUGGAUAACAAUAAUGUUUUCAUAAUAUGCGCUGGCAGACUAGCAUACUUCUCUACAGUUUUAACAGUUGUAAUUAAGGAAUAAACAGCACAGAGUGUCAGUCCGAUGACAAUUUCAUCUAUGGUGUCACAAUACAAAAUGUCACAAAAUAUUAGAACUGUUACAUAACUAUAAAAAGUAUCAGCUUAAAGGCUGAGAGCCUUUUAAAAAGACAGAGAAAAGAAGAAAAAAGAAAACUGGCAUAGAGACCAGAAAAAAUUUAUACCUUCUCAAGAAUGUUCUGUCAUGAAAAUAAAUUGAUAAUUUUUUCCUGUUACAUUACAGUUUGGUUUCUAGCCAUCCAGUUGAUUUAGCAGGAGAAUGCAGUGCCUUUUAGCAGCUUUGAAUUGGUAAACAGAUUUAGAUGUAGUAGAAAGGAACAUGAGGAAGUUUUUUUUUUAACAUCCAAUCUUUCCCAGCAUAUGCACAUAAGAAGGUGAAUGAAGCAAUGUGAAACUUAUUUCUCUUUAGUCAAGUGAAAAAAAGGCUAAACAUUUGUUGAGAUGGUAAAAUAUUGUGUCAAGCAAGUAGGCACAUUCCAAAAUUAAACAGUGGUUGAUAUGUUAACGUCCUCAAAUAUUUGAGCAUACACUUCCUUUGAGUUCUGUAAAUUAAAUCACCAGUAGGUUAGAUUAAAAUACAAAAUGAAAAGCAAUUUCACCAUCUCAAAAAAGGUUCAGGAUUUUUCUCCCCUAACCUAACUUGCUAAAUAGUUUUUAAAGAAAAUGGAGACAACUGUACUUGAACAACAAUAAAAUGACCUUAAAAAACAAAUAAAAAACAAAAUAAAAUAAAGAAUGCUUAAGUUUAACAUACUCUGGGUUAGGAUUUAGGGCAAAAGGGAAGGUUUUUCUAGGUUUUAGCUGUAUCAUUUCUCCCAUUUCUAGUUAAUACCUUAAAAACUCCCAGAGAUGACUUUAUUCCUGGCCCCCACAGAGCUUUCUCCACCCCUCCCUCCAUAUAGACUGGAACAGAUUGCACCACAUGGUGUGUGUGUGUGUGUAAUUUCUGUAGGGAUAUGGAUACCCCACCAAAGGUCUUUAUAUUCCUCAUGGCAUAUUAGCUUUACAAGGGAAUUUCCAAAUACUGUUUUCUUAAGGAGAGGCAAAAUACCAUGUCUAAUAUAUAUUUUAGUACACAAUUAGUAGUAAUAAAACAAGAAAAAAGAAAUACCAUCUACUCAUACCUUCCCACCUCUAAUUUAGUCUUCUUUCUAUAUGCUACAUUGUACCUACUAUUUAUCCUUCAUGAAAACUAUGAAUUCAUAAUUUUUUAGGGUAAUUGGGUUUUCAAAAUAAGGGCCAUUUCAAGAAUGCGUUUCUACAGCCAAAUCUAUAAAUAGUCAAAGUUCAUUUUCUACUGAAACACUUCUAGUAUAUGGGAUUAUUAAGCUAUGAAAUACUUAAUAGCAUUUUUUUUCCGAACUUCAAAAAUUAAAUUUUGAAGUACUAAGGAAAAAGCCUAAUAUUCUGGAAACCAGACCUCUGGUCUUCCUUGUGUGCAAGGAGAAGUGUGAAGGAAAUACCAGGCAAACCAACAGUUAUUCUCUGCAUUGUGUACAAGGUGUUUUAACUGGCUACCUUCAGACUUAGAUAAAAAUACUAAUCUUUUACUUUCUUUACAAUUUUGUCUUCUCUGCCUCAUUUCCCUUUCUAUCAAACAAA